Molecule: messenger RNA, 11754 nt
Organism: Hyalella azteca
Lineage: Eukaryota; Metazoa; Arthropoda; Malacostraca; Amphipoda; Hyalellidae
Product: adenomatous polyposis coli homolog
Exons: 19
Biological process (GO): positive regulation of protein catabolic process; pattern specification process; Wnt signaling pathway
Cellular component (GO): cytoplasmic microtubule; catenin complex; beta-catenin destruction complex
Molecular function (GO): gamma-catenin binding; microtubule binding; beta-catenin binding
Source: RefSeq, a predicted model, not a curated record
AUAUUACGAAAUUCAAUCGGAAAAAAUUGAGGUCCUCUGGAGUACUUCACUUGUCGACACUUCAUGCAUCUGUAUCUCAACUGAACCAAGCAGCGGCCCAGCUUCGCGCCCCCACACUCCUGAAUUGCUCGAUAAAAACGGGCAAGAACGACACGACCCUGCAGCGGCGACAACACUCUAUAACUCUCCCAUCGUGUACAGGAAUUGCAAUAGCAGAAAUAUAUCAGAGUCUUCUUCUGAUUUUGGACCCGAGGAUUUGUCCUUACAAGAAUGUGAUUCCAGAAACACAGUGAAAGACGAGUCAAAUUUUACAUAUAAACAGAAAAUUGCAGGAGACCAAGCAAACCCACAGCGGUCCUUUGAAGACCAAACAAAAGUGGGAUUUUUUGCAAACAAACCACAUUUUGUUGAAGAAAAAUUCACUGACGGUCACUUGAAUAACGUCGGUCGUGAACAAAGCUCAAUUGAAAGCCGAGCUCAAGUUGAGAUCGAGAAUUCGAGUCGAGCUGAGACCGAGAACUCAAGUUCUCUCGACAGGCAGGAGAAGGAAGAGCAGGAGAAAGCCCUCGAACUGCACAUCCAGCAGCAGAUCCUGCGACACCAGCAGGAGUUCCAGCGGCACCAUCACAAGCGCCAGUUGUCUGCUGGAGGAUCAUCUUCGACCAGGACUCAGAGACGGCCUAUAGAGCGCGCGUGGCGGUCUCUGUCUAGACCCUCCUUGCCUGCACCACGCGCCAGCAACGCUGAGCUGCGCCAGCUCACUGACUUCGCUCUUGAUGAUCCCGCUGAGAUAGCUGCCUUCAUUGCCACCCUCAGGAAGGAACGGUCCCGACUGUUACAAGAGAUCGAGAGCGAGGAGUCUGAGCGUGGCCUCUACAACGAGCAACUCGACGCCCUCACCGACCGUCUCGCCGAGCUCGCUGCUGCCGGCAGACAUCAGAGCUCCGAGGCGCGGAGUGUGGAGGGUGAGGUGAGACGUCUGCGAGAAGCUGGUCAACAUCGACUUGGUUCUCCAUGUUCAGCUUCACGUCGCCGCCACCAUCGUCUGCAUGCCAUCAACACCAUCGAGAAAACCAUCCAGCGGCUCAAUCAUUUGCCACCAGCAGACAUCAUCCAGAGACCAGGUGUUGCUGAGCACCAGCUGUCCCAGUCAGAGGUGAACGCGUAUGAUCGCGGCUACGCCGACCGACGCGGUUCCGUGCGUUGUAACACUACAGACUCGCAAAGCACUGGCUUUAGUAGACUCACAACGUCCGACGGCUACCAAAACUUUCUAGGUAAUUUCGACAACAAUCGUCAGUCUGGGACUCGGUACUCGGACUUAUCAGCCACAAGCGGUGAACUCACCAGCAGCGUUUGUAGUGUCUUUGAUGUCAGCGGCCCUUCUCCUUUUGGGCCCACAUUCCAAGUUCCGAACUCACGAAGGUCUCCUAAAAAAUCAUCGGAGUAUAUCACAUCUCGUUCUAAUUAUCUUCAGAAUUUGAGUCUGUCAGAGGCUGCGCAUUGUUCUGAUAACAAACCAGCUUAUUCUUCUAAGUCUUCAAGCAGCUGCGGUACAGCUGCAGGGACUUGGUACGAACAAUUGCAAGAUCGAAUACCGCAACCUUCGCAACUAUUAUAUCAGUCAAACGCUCGCCAGGCCUCUAAUGUAAGCCGCUACGCCCCUACGAAUACAACUGGUAUGGACAUAGCGAAUGCUAACACAAUGUUUGACGGUGGAGUAUCUACAGCAGACGAGGUGUCUGACAUACCUUCCUCGAGCAGCACACUGGCCGAGAGACAACGUGUCUCUUCUAUGGAGCCCGACAGUCUCGAUUCUGGUGUCGAUCAGAGAGGCCAUUCCUUGGCAUACGAAAACGGUGGUGAAUCUCACACAUACGAUGAUGCCAAUGGAGGACGUUACCCAAAUGGCGAUCAUAACGGGACACAUGGGGAUGAAAAUUAUGGCAACGAGGAUGAUGCACCUAAAUUGCCGUCCGCCAUAGAAGCCGUAUUGCGAGGCGUGUGGCCUUUUAACAAAGCUUUAUGGCACUCGAGUCCUGCGACUGUUGGCCUGUCGCACACCAACGGCACACAAAUUGAUCCUCCAGGCAUCAUGGCGACGUCAAGCGUGACCAGCCGACGAGCCCAGAGCCAACAACAGCUCCUGAGCAACAAAGUGGAGAUGGUGUACGGCCUCCUGUCCAUGUUCUCCUCAGGUGACCGCGCCGAGAUGAGCAAGACAUUGCUGGCGAUGUCAUCUUCACCGGACUCGUGCCUGGCGCUGCGCCAGUCCGGGUGUUUGCCUCUGCUGAUACAACUCUUACAUGGCGGCGGUGACGGCAGCGACGUGCCGUCUCGUGAGACGAGACUUAGAGCCUCACAAGCGCUGCAGAACGUCGUGCAUGCCAACACUGAUGAGAAAAGGAGCAGAAGGGAAGCCAGGGUAUUGCGUUUACUGGAACAAAUCCGCGCGUAUUGCGACUACUUAUACGAGCGUCUGGAACGCACGAGUGCCGGUCAGGGACCGUUGCUGGAGGAUGACAUGGACAGACAUCCAUGUCCUGCCAUGGCAGCCGUCAUGAAGCUUUCUUUUGACGAGGAGCACCGGCUCGCCAUGUGCACCCUGGGAGGACUGCACGCUAUUGCCGAGCUCAUCAAGAGAGACCACGACGCACACGGCGCUACCACGCCCGAUAACUUCUGCAUCACACUGCGCAGGUACGCGGGUAUGGCGCUCACGAACCUGACGUUCGGUGCAGGCAGCAACAAGGCGCUUGUCUGUUCCUUCUCGUCCUUCCUGCGCGCGCUCGUGGCGCAGCUCAGCUCACCCAGCCAGGACCUCAGACAAGUGACGUCAUCAGUGAUCCGUAACUUGUCGUGGCGCGCGGACAGCGGCAGCAAGCAGGCCCUGCGCGAGGCAGGGGCUGUGGCAGGACUGAUGCGUGCCGCCCUUACCGCCACCAAGGAGGCCACACUUAAAGUUAUCCUCUCUGCCGUAUGGAACCUGUCGGCGCACUGCUCUGUUAAUAAGGCCGAGAUAUGUGCUGUAGAUGGAGCACUUGCCUUCAUCUGUACGUCACUUACAUACAAAAGCCAGUCACGCACGCUUGCCAUCGUCGAGAACGCGGGUGGUAUCUUACGCAACAUCUCCAGCCAUGUCGCCGUGCGGGAAGACCUCAGGCAAGUUUUGCGGGACCACGACACCCUCCGCGUCAUCCUAAGCCAGUUGCGCUCACCGAGCCUGACGGUCGUAAGCAACGCAUGCGGGACUCUCUGGAACUUGUCGGCGCGGUGCCCUCGGGACCAGCAGACUUUGUGGGAGCUUGGGGCUGUACCCAUGUUGCGCUCCCUCAUCAAUUCCAAACACAAGAUGAUAUCGAUGGGAUCCAGUGCAGCCCUCAAGAAUCUCUUGCAAGCCAAGCCCGAGGGCAUCAAUAUCGGCGAUAGCGAGCACGGCGCCCGACUCCCGACGCUGCAUGCGAGGCGACAACGGGCUCUCGAACAAGAACUUGAUCCCACCCUUGCCGAGACCUGUGAUAAUAUCGAGUCUUCGCCGAGGGCGAGUCCUACUACAGAUAAUGGAGGGUUCUUCGCUGCGGACGGCUUUAAUGGACGUCCUAUGUUCCAUUCACUAGACCCACGCUACGGUAAUCCAUUGGGUAUGUCCGACUCUGUCCAGUCUAACCAUUCGACGCAAUCCGAUAACACGCAUGACCGCAUGCAGCAUUUGUUGUCACGUCAGCAGCAGCAGGUAGACGGCUCGUGUAACGGACACCGACCUAUUGAAUUAGCGCUUAAAAACGUCAACUCUCAUAGCGGGGAAAAUAAUGUUGCCAAAAUGGACGGAGCUGCGCCAGGUUCUUCCUCUGAACGCAUCAGCUCCGGGACUAAUAGCGUCAAAGGAGCCCUACAUCCGUCCGAUCCCUUAUACAACCUGUACAACAAAUACGUCAACCCCAAUAGAGGUUCAGCCAGGAAAGACUCCAAAAAUGGCAAGGCGCACGGGCCCAAUGAAUCUAGAUCUUCAGAAGACGAAGAUCGAGGAGGAUCUUCGUCAAACUUGACGAAUGGAUCUCGCCGACCUGCCGUUAAAGUUGAUAAUUACGUCACUGACCCGACGGCAAGCAAUGAAAAUGACGGACAACCAACGGAUUUCAGUUUGCGAUAUCCUGAAGAAGACGAGGCUAACAAGAACAGACCUCAGAAGAAGCAAAUGAGAAGCGGCAGCGCCAACGAUGACGAUGAAGAAGAAGAGUUCCUAGGCGCAGCAGACUCAGUGCAGACUUACUUCACUGAGGGAACUCCGCUGAACUUCUCGACUGCCACGUCCCUCACUGACCUCAGGGAGCAGCCGGGCGUGAGGGACUCGAGGCUCGAUACCCAGCAGGAGGUCGACGUCGAGGAGGAGGAGGGCGACAAGGAGGACGACGCUGCCAUCGAGGACGGCCGCUUGUCGCGCUUCUCGUCCAUGUCGUCCAUCUCGAGCGGCGAGAUCAGUGCCGUCCACGAAGAGGAGCUGGAGGAAGACUCGGACCUGCAGGAGUUGGUGCUGGCGGAGGGCGAGCGCGUGGCGGCGGCCGCUGCCAAGGCCGCUCAGCAGGCCUCGCCUCAGCACUCUGCUGCUGACACGCCUGCACCUCAUAUGCACCAUGAACAAGACUGGUCAGCAGGCGCGACGCCGCUGAUGUUCUCACGCACGACGUCGCUGGGGUCGCUGAGCAGCUGCCCUGCACCGCUGCCCCAGCACCUCGACGACGCUGGCUCCGUCCUGUCUGAGUUCAGUCGCCUGGCGAGCGGUGCCGUGUCUCCCAGCGACCUCCCGGACUCCCCCAGCCAGACGAUGCCCCCCAGCCCCCGCACCCUCACCCACCGCCCACCCACACAUACAAACCAAGUGAACAAUUCGCUGGGAGUUUUCAACGACUCCCCGCGACAGUUCCGUGAGGAAGGCACUCCCUGUCACCUGUCACGGGGUACAUCCCUGUCUUCCCUCACCCUAGACGACAGUAUCAUCUCAUCCCAACCUCCCUUCGCUACCAGCCGAGCGAGAGGCGAUGGCAAAGACAGCAGCAACAACACCAGCACCAACACAAGCACUUGCAACAACACCAGCACCAACACAAGCACUUUCAACAACCUCAAUACCAGCACAAAACUCAACAAUUCCAGCACUGGUGCUAGAAAUAACGCAAGUAAAAGCGUUACGCCGCGUACGUCGUCCAUACCGCGGCCACAGUGUCUGGGACAGAAGUGCUUGUCUGCAUACAGACGCUCGAGCGACGCGAAGACUCCGGUGCGCGCGGUCAGCCGCAGCUCCUCCUUCGUCAAGUCCCCUCGCACUCCCCUCGGGGCACCUCCCAUCCCCAUCCCUCCACCACCCCCUCCCCCCAGGCUUAGUGGCAGUGGGGAUGAGUCCUGGGGAGUGAGCAGGGUCUCCAACAUCCCCAUCAACACUGUCAACUUGCAAGUUACUACGACCACCCUCAACCUGGGACAACAGAACGAAAGCGUGGCCGGCGACACACUGCACUCCUACUGCACCGAAGACACGCCAGCAGCUUUGUCUCAGGCGGGCAGCAUGUCCGACUUGUCUAACAUGAGCCUGGAGGUGCGUAGUUCUGGAGGCGUUAGAGGCGCUGGGCGUCGGCCCUUCGGUCCCUCCCAUGGGCUGCUCCUGCAAGGGGACAGCACCGACUCCUCUGACGCUGAAGGCAUGCUCAAUAGAUGCAUUCAGGCCGCCAUGCCAAAGCUGAAGUCGAUAAAAGGGAAGCCACCUUCUCCCCGCUACAACUACGGGAUUCCUCGCAGCUCGCAACCCAGCAAGCUGCCCUCGGGUCUCCCUCUCUCUCCCUCGAGUGCGUCUGCCCCAGGCAUGCCCUCGGCUCUGCCUAGGAAAGGUUCAACAGGCUCGUCGCCUCACGCAUCGCCUCGGCAUCGCCCUGUUCCUAUAGCCAGGGUGUCUCCUGCCUUCAAACUCAUUCCAUCAGAGCGUCCUGUGAACACUUCUCAGAUCAAGCCGCUCGUUAACGACUCGGCAAUGAAGGACUACAACGGCGAGGAGGUCAAGAACUGGGGAGCCGUUGAGGGAACUCCGAUUGGCUGUUCCAACGCCACAUCGCUCAGCGAUCUCACUGUCGAUUCGUGCGAGCAAGAGGAUCACCGGAAAAAUCAGGCCAGCUCUGGCCGUACUGAACGUGUGCAGCGAUACGCAACUGAAGGGACCCCUGCCAAUCUCUCGCGUUGUGAUUCGCUCAGCUCCUUGUCCUGUGAUGAUGAUGGAGGCCAAUUGACCAGCCGACUUGCGGAUGCUUCGCAGCGUCGCACAAAUCAACAGGUUUUGGCGAUGCAGUCCAACGUGAGCUCUGAAGAAGUGCCACGGCCCUUUAAUGUGGAAGACACUCCUGCGGUUCUAUCAAGAAGAUCAUCUCUGAGUUCCAUUGAAGGCGUGAAUGGUGAGACCUCAAGAGUAGCCAAGCGCGGUCAGUCUGAUGCUAAUGCGCCUCGAAACUUUGGAGUUGAGGACACACCCUGCUGUUUCUCUCGUAACUCUUCACUGAGUUCGCUUUCGGUUGAGUCUUAUCCCGAGGAAACUACACCCAGCGAACAGGCGCUGCUUCAACAUUGCAUUAACCAGGGCAUGCCUCGCAGUGAACAGCGGACGUCGCGAGGUAAUGUAGGCCGGGGAAACAAGCGUGGUAAAUCUGGCUCCCGCAUCCCCGGCCUGGCUCACUCUCCUGGUCGAUCGCCUGGCCGUUCUCCAGGCCGCUCCAACAUCCCCAGCGUCCCUAUGCAGCGGCUGCGACUUGCUCCCGCUGCUCCUACAAACGCCACCUAUACAAAUGGGGCCGUAUUUCCCAAUGAAGCGGAAAGUUCCAAAUUGAGAACCGAUUUGGAACAGACUGAGAAGAGUCAGCUCAGCUCUUCAGCACCUAUCGCCAAAGCAUAUGAAAAUGAAUCCAGCAUAAUCGACGAUAUAACUGAAAUGGCUGAACCUAACUCUGAAGCAAUUACAGCCCCCAUUGCCGAGGUUGUGCCUAGAUCUGGCUCUUCUAAAUCAUCACCAGAAGAUCGUCUGCAAUCGUCAAGUGACGACGCCCGUGUGUCCCUGAGCAGAACCAUUGCCAACGGCCACGGAGUUUGUUCUGACGUAUCUAUGACGGAUUCGAUGAUCGUCGCAACAGAAGCCAUUAGAGUCGCUCAAGCUGUCGAGAUCCAGGCUAUAGAGGCGCGCAGCAGUGACGACGCUUCAAUUAUAUCUCAGAACAUAAAUUCUGACGCGUUGUUAGAAGAUGUUGUUGCGCCUUCUGCAAUGGAAUCUGUCUUGUCCUUGUCAACCAGUUUGAACGAUGAAAAUAACCAGCGUGGACACCAGAAAAGAGUAAUGGAAUGUCGACACACUCGCCACAUUCCUACGAUGGUUCGUCGAGCUCUGGGCGAACAAGAAAUGUCCGACGUUAACGGAACAAAUGGCUCUAGUAGUUUGGCCAGCUCCUGUCACAGUAAUCUCGAGAACGUCGUGCCUCCUGCGUUUAUGGAGGCGGAUGACAUGGAGAGCUCUAUGAUCAGCGUCGCCUCCAUCACGAGUGAAGUGGCUGAUCCUCGUCACAGCCCUCCCAGCCUCAAUUCUUCUAUUCCAUCAGAAGCGAUGGCUGCCAUCGAAGCUCCCGCUCAUCAGCUUGCCCGACUCUUCAGCAAGGAAGCGAGACAACAAAUGAGCAGUGUUACUCUUACUGCCGGCGAUGAGACGUCAACUUGCCAAGAAGUUACUGAACUUGAUAAAGAUACUUUAGGACAUCAUGACCCAGCUACUGACACUGAAUUAGCAGUGGACGAUAUUCCUCAUGACAUUCCGGAUUUACCUCAAGAUUCUCCCUUACAUAAAGCAAGGCAUUCACCACAAAUUACUCCGAGCAUGUUGAGGAAAGCAGUUCACAACGACAGAUUUCGGACCUUCACAAAAACAGAGAGACAAACCGUCCAGACCUCAAGUAUGGGCGAUUCCAGAAAGGCUGGGGGCGCAUCUGCUCCUGGGAGUGGACCGACUCCGAAUGACCGAAGAUCCGAGCACAGUGAACGCUACCAACCACGUGUCCCUGCUAAUGGCGAAGGCGUCGACAUGGACUCCCCGACUACACCAACAGUAGAGAACCCUCCUUGCCCUCCCUCGCAGAGGCGAUCACUACGAGAAAAGCGGCAAAACAAUCCCGCCAGGUAUCAAACUCGCACAAUUGAGAGCAGUGUAGAUCCUUUUCAAUGCCAAGAAGAUGGUAUGAUAGAUUUUAGAGAUGGUGCGGAGCUUGACCUGACCUCAGAACAACUUGAGGCGCUGAGCCAAGAUGCAAAUAUUGUGAUUUGUACGCUCAACGAAAAUCGAGAGGCCAACACUGCUGAUUUAAUGCAUGGCUUAUCACAAGAAAAUAUGUUAGACAUCGAGACGCUGAGUCUCAUAUCGAGUGACGAAGACGAUAACACAUUCGAUGUUAAUUCUCCCACGAGCCCAGCUCUGCCUUCGAGACCCCGUAUCGUUAAGCCUGGAGAAGAGCAUCACGCUGAUGGAGACGAAGAUGAAGCUGCUGGCAAAGGCAUUCGUGGAAAGCGAAAAGCCCUUUAUCCUGGUGUCAGCAAAGCUUUAGCCACAGUACGUCCCACGCAGCAACAGCAAGCAGGAUCUGCCAACACUCGUGCCGUCCCAACACCCGCAACAGCUUUCAAACCAACCCCGCGAACUCAGAACUUAACAGCCACACAAAAGUUUCUUCCUGCGGUUCAACCAAAACAAGUUUCAAACCAGCCACCGCCACAAGCGCUAGUUCAACCUGGCUCCCCGAAGUUACCGCGCGCUACUCGGGCGUCGGCUCUGCGACAGAAAGUUGGUCGAGUGGGUGGCAGCAGCAGCAGUUCGUCUCCAGCGUCCAGCGCUGGCUCCAGCCCUCGCAUGGGCGCAACCCCUAAAACUCGUCAGCCACCUCAAGCUCAUGCCACAGCUUUUGGCCUCAAGAGGCAAAACACAUUCACUAAAGAUGAUCAGGACGAAGAAGUUCAGUCCAAGUCUGCUGCCAAGCCAAAAUUUAGGCGCGACAUGAUACAACCGAGUCCUGCAGUAAGCAUGAGGCCCUUAUCUCGACCCUCCAGUCAAGACGGGUCACAUGGAAGCGAGCAUUCGAAGUCUUAUAGCCUGACGCGUAAUGUGCGACCUCCCACAGUCAACGACAUGGCUGAGUGGAACAAAGAUCCCAAAAGUGGCAAACCCGUUAAGAAAGACGUAACAAGUAGAAUAGCUAAUUUGUGGAAGAAAGUAGAAAAAGCGCAAGCAACAGCUAAACCCAGGGAAAAUGAUGGUAAAAUCUGGAUUUCCAAAUCGAAAAAUAAAACCCCAGCCUUAGAUUCUCCUCCGCCUUUAUUAAGGAGCUCGACGUAUGAAAAAUUAACAGUUGGCGGGGAUUCUCGAUCGGACUCGGAACGAGCAGACUCUGGAAAAUCGAAAACUCGUCUGGGUCUGAAACUUUCUAGAUUCCGGGGCCGCGAUUCAAAGAGCUCACCUCCCUCGGAAGUGAGCACCCCCGUGGACAGAAGCGGAGCGUCCACACCAAAAGGACGAAGCUCAGCCCCGCUUGGUGACGGCAGAGGUCUGUCAUUCACCACCAUGGAUGGUGAAGAGGAUGGAGCUUCCGCCGGUGUCCUCAGAACACCGCAGUCUGCCGUCGUGUCACCAUUUAAUUAUCAACCUCCGGACUCGCCUUCGUCUUUUGGUACGCCAAAGAAUCUUGAUCCCGAUGACAAAGGCUCUCCUUCAUCAGGCAGCACUCGAAUACCUCUGCCCAAAUCUGCGCUGAUGAGCAACAACCCUCGGGACGACAACGGCAACGCUCCGUAUGUCUGAUGCCCGCACGCUCCAUGAUCUUCGUUUCGGACUAAUCCUUUAAUCCUUACAAUUUCUAUCGGUAACUCAUUGACUAUGUUAUUCUUAAUUACGGUAAAUGUUUACAUGUUGUAUUUAUUUCCUGACGGAAGAAAAAGUAUUCGAGGUAUUUAGCAUAAGUAAAUUUGUUAUAUUCAGUCUCGUAUAGCUGCGGUUUUGAAACGGUGCUGCUCUGAGGGUCUCGUUGGCCUCUAUAUUCUAGUCUCUCUUAAGGUUUACUUUCCCAGCACUCGUCUCGAUGAACCUAUGAAAAUGAUAUGAAACAUUUAAGACUGUAACAUUAAUGGAUAGUGUAAUAGCCAUUACUGUAUUUUACAACUCAUGAUCACUUAAAUUUAAUUGAUUUCUACUGACAUAGACAGAUCCCAGUUUAGUUGCUAUCGUGUAUAAAGCUUUUGUAUGUCUAUAGCUAUUAAGCGCUCGUAGUGACUAUCUAUUAUUUCUAUUCGUCUAUACAAAGCUGUCACUUGUUCAGUCGAGUGCGUAGUUUCGUCUCCAUAAGACUCAAAUGAUUUAACAAUUUCAUAUAGUGAACUUUCGUCUGAGCUUUCAUAUUUCGUUUUAACAUGUUCACAUUCUGUCCUUUAAUUUAUCGAGUCUCUCUCCUAAUAAAUGUUCUGUUUUUUUCCCUUAUGCGGAAUGUUCGCCACGUCUAAGCUCUUGGUACUAAGUUAUCUAUAGGUUAUCCCUCUUAAUUUUUCUUCUUAGACGUUUGUCUCUUUCGUGUUGUAUUGCUGUAAAGAAAUAAUUGUAUGUUUAUUUUUUUACCUUCCAGCCCUUAUCCCUAAUUGGAGGCCACGUCUACCACAUUUCUUCUUGCAGGAACAAUUCGCGGUAAAAAAUCAGGAACAAUUCAUCAAAAAAAAAUAGUAGACCUAAUAUCAUUGAUCGCAACGUCUCUCUCUCUUAUUCGUGUUUGGAGACAUUAGCAGCGAUGUUGGGACAUUAAUAAUACAAAAUCAUUGAACAUUUCAUGACAAGUGUGGAAUGUAAGCUUAGAACGUAAUAAUAGUAAGUACUAUAUGUAAAUUACUAAAUAACUCAUUGCAGCUCAUAAUCGAUGUAUUAAUCAAGAUAUUGCUAUGAAUACCUCGUGUAACUUAUGUUUCACUCAUUACGUUUCCAAAUCCAUCUUAAUACUCAAUAUUACUCAUUAGACAUUGAAGCCAACAACCCACAACCAAUUACCUGUUUUGGUCUGAUAAGUGAUCGAGUUCUCUACAUGUCCUGUCUCGUACUUACGGAUGCCAUUUCGUUCAGUAUUUUAUUUUGGCGAGAAUGGAUCAAUAGUCGUGCUCAGUUUAAUUUAAUCUCUGAUCUCUUACUCGUACUGUCAAAACUGAACUCAGCUUUUUAUUGUAACUGCUUUUGUCUUACGGUUAGGAGCUCUCUUUUAAAAGUAGUCUGAGGCACUAGCAUAUUAUUAUUAUUAUUAUUAAUUACUACUCUACUGAUUACUUAUGAUUCUCUACAUACCAUUGUAUUAUCGGCGUGGCUGUAUGCUAGGGACGACUGUUGAUUUGAUGCGUCUAUACACAAGACGCAAUUUUCAAUCCUUCAACACGUCUGAUCACAAUAUAUCCUUCUAAGGCUUCCUCACCAGGAUAAUUCGAUUGUAUCACCAACGAUAUGAUAUAUCAGCGCCGUAUUAAUGCAUCCUUUGUAUAACCCGUUGAAAUUCAUGGAACCUUGUAAAUUCCUCAUAAGAGUUGUCCCCGAAUGCAUGUGAAUAUCAGACCCUCUAUGUCACUAGCCCCUGCAGUCGGAAAUUCGUGCCUCUGGUCUAAGAUGUUCUUGUAACCAGUAGCGUAUAAUUGCCCAUCCUAAAUCAUUUCCAAUAAAAAUCUGGUCAA